This is a messenger RNA of Closterium sp. NIES-67, 3064 nucleotides long. The record is from the annotation of a GenBank genome assembly. Lineage: Eukaryota; Viridiplantae; Streptophyta; Zygnematophyceae; Desmidiales; Closteriaceae.
AGUUUACGUACUCAGGUUAUUCAACCUUGACCUUUACAUUUUACAAGACUUCCGCUGUCUUACUAGUCUACCAUUCCAGCAAAGAUCCUGGACCAACACUUGAGGAUUUGCCAAGUGUUCGCAUUUAUAGUUUUAUACUUAGUCUCUUACAACAUAAGACGAUUUAUUUCAUAAUCUAGGGGCGCAUUCAUGAAUUAGCAUCAGAAUCAUUAUCAGAAUCAAAUUCGCACAUUACCAGGCAAAAUCGCCUUGGAUUGCGCAAUUCAACACUUGCAUCGGACUGUACCGUGCAAGGUGAGCUAUUGUUUCAAACGGCAUUACACCUAGUCGUGUAGUCAGAUUGUUUUCGAAACCUCACAUCUUCUAACGAUGUUUGAGGCUCACUAUGAAGUGAACCAUCCAUCCAGAACAAUUUGGCUGGGAUUCCCCUGGCCAGGGUUUGGCGCCAAACCGCGAGCCGUUGGUUUGCGUUCAGCUCAGGUCCAUGAAGGGCCAUCAGAUUUCGGCAGGCAGCACCCUCACCCAACCGCAAUGCAACUGCAAACCCUCUACUUCUGCUUUCUUAGCCGUUCGAGGCGAAGCCACCAUUUCACUGACUAAGAUUCAGGCCAGCCGUACUUAGCGACAUUUACAAGCUUAUUCAAGGCUUCGACAAGCUGUACUGAACGAGUAGUCCGCUAUUCUUUGCUUCGCCCUGUCUCCCUCGAGAAUGGCGUGGGUUGACGGGUUUCAAUUCCACUCGGACGAUGAUUACGAGUCGUUAUACCAGAUAUUCAAGCAGUACUGCUGCCUGGGCACGGCGCGCGAGGUGGACGAGAUGGACAACAUCAAGUUCGUGCGCUUCUGCCGCGACCUCGGGAUCAUCGCGACUGGGGGUGGAGCCGGCGGGCUGCACGUCACGGACGUCGACCUGCUCUUCGUCACCAUCAAGCCGCGCGGCCGCAAGAAGCUGACCUUCGAGAACUUCUGCGAUGCCGUUGCUGUCAUGGCCGACAAGCUGGGGGUCGCGGCCACUGAUCUCAUACAGCAGGCGCUGGCCAUGGACCUGCCGCAGCCCGCGCUCACGUCCGCCACGCGCCACUCCAUGACGCUCUCGCACCACGCCUCCUCGUCGCUCCUCGCCUCGCACCAAACCCUCUCCUCCGCGCACUCCCGCCGCCUCUCCCUCUCCCACUCCGCCCCCAUGCACGCCGCCUCCGCGCAUGCUGCAUACACCCCCGCGGCAUCCGCCCAUGGUGCGCCGUCCUCCCCCGCCAUCACCCCCCUCGGUGCCCACGCCUCCUACUCGCUGAGGGAGGGGCGGGGCGGACGGCCCGGUGGUGCGGGUGGGGGUGCUGCUGUUGGGGGGGUUGGGGGUGGGGGGAUGGCAGGGGACAUAGUGCCGCCUGGGGACGAUUUUCCGCCCAGGCUGAGGCUGAUCCGCACGCGGUCAGUGGAGGCGCAGGAGCAGGCGGAAACUGACUCUCAGGCCUGCCGCCCAGAGCCUCUGGGUGAGCUGACGUCAUCACUGUCGGCUCACAACUCGCAUGAAGGCAUGGGGAUGGGCGGGGAGGAGAAGGGCGGGAGCCUAGCAGGUGCAGGGGCGAGGGAUGGGGAGGCCUUGGAGCGCUUCUAUGCGCGGGAGGAAGUGGCGGGCAGAGGGGGGCCCGUGCAGAUGGCUGCAGCCGUUGAUGCGCAUGGGGCCAUGGUGCGGGUGAUGGCGUCAGCCGUGGCAGCAGCAGCUGAGGAGUUGAGGCAAGGCAGCAGGGCGCAGGCGGGAGGGGAGAUGGGGAGGACGGCAGGGAGCGGUGCAGGCAGAGGCACACAGCAAUAUGACAAUGGGGAGAGCAGCAGCGUGAGUGAGCAGGCGUCCAGCUGUGACCCAGCAGCAGCAGCAGCGGAGGAUGCGGUGGCGAGUCUCAUGUUCUUUGACGCCUUCCGCUUCUUCUCUCUGCCGCACUUCGCCCGCCACCACUUCGUUCCCCUGGCACAGUGCGGCAGGCAGCAGCUGCAGGGCCUGCCUCCGCCGCGCAUGGACAGCAUCCGCUACAUCAAGAUGUGCAAGGAGACCGGCAUCCUCGACGCGCGCUUCACCACCACUAGCGCGGACAUCAUAUUCAGCAAGGUGACCCGCGGCAGCGAGCGCAAGCUGUCGGUGUACGCGCUCACCACCGCGCUGCACCUCAUAGCGCAGGAGAAGGGCCAGCCGGUGGAGUCCCUCCAGCGCACCAUCAUCGCCCACUUCCACGCCCACGUGCCCGCCGCCGAGCUCCCUCCGCCCGGCUCCAACCCCGCGUCGUCCUCCCCGGGGGCGUCUUCAGAUGCCAGCAGCCAGCACAACCGCCAGCUCGCGUGGAUGCAGCACAGCGCGCAGCGCCCUCCCAUGCCCUCUGCUGGCUGCUGGGCGUCCCCCUCGCCCGCGCACUCCGCUGGGUGUUCCAGUGCCUCCACCCAGCACGCCGGGGCGAGCCACUAUGCACGCAUGCUGCACCUGCAGCAGCAGGGGUAUGAGGCCGGGGAUGGAGCUGGGUAUGGGCGGCAUGGGUUGGAGGAGCAGGGCAGUGAGGGCAAGGGGCGGUCGUGCCCGCGCUCGCAGUCCCCCCAGGCGCAGCGGCGGCACUCCAUCUGCGCCAUGACCGCCUGCUACGAGCUGCCGCACCACAGACAGCAUGGGGGGGAGCAGACGGAGGAGGGCGUAGCAGGGCAGCAGGGUUUGGAGGGUGCAGCAGGCGAGGUGGGCGGGGGCAGGAAGAACAGGCUGGUGGCUAGAGGCAGUCUGGCGUGCCCCACCUUGUCCUAUCACUGACGUGCCCCACCUUGUCCUACCACUCUGAUGUGCUUACAUGCUGCAGUUUCAUCCUAGAGCAUUAGCCAUGUGUGUGUCCCCUUAUUGUACCACAUUAUAGGGGGUGCACCGCAAUUUUGCAUGGUUCUUCCAUCGUGUGGUCAACAGGCAAUUCGGGGCGUUGCCUGUUCGACCGGUUGCCUAACGCAGCUCUGCAUAAAGCCCUCGCUCUCUGCAGCACCGAAUGUAACAGAUGGAUGUCGACAUCAGUCCAAACUGCCAGAUAUGCACACUUCUUGU